Molecule: messenger RNA, 910 nt
Organism: Humulus lupulus (European hop)
Lineage: Eukaryota; Viridiplantae; Streptophyta; Magnoliopsida; Rosales; Cannabaceae
Product: translationally-controlled tumor protein homolog
Exons: 5
Coding region: 141-647 (168 amino acids)
Cellular component (GO): cytoplasm
Molecular function (GO): calcium ion binding
Source: RefSeq, a predicted model, not a curated record
CGCUGUCGACUCCAUUCCCUAACCCUCUCUCGCUCUCCCACCGCAGCGUCUCUUUCGUUCUUACUCUCUCUCUCUCUCUCUCUCUCCUAUUUAUCGCCAAAACCCUUUGUUGGAGAGAUCCGAGAGAUUCUUCUGCAAACAUGUUGGUGUACCAGGACCUUCUCAGUGGUGACGAGCUUCUCUCGGACUCCUUUCCUUACAAGGAGCUUGAGAAUGGUUGUCUUUGGGAGGUUGAAGGAAAGUGGGUUAUUCAAGGUGCUGUGGAUGUAGAUAUUGGUGCAAACCCAUCUGCUGAGGGUGCUGAUGCUGAUGAGGGUGUUGAUGACCAAUCUGUUAAGGUUGUGGACAUCGUUGACACCUUCAGGCUUCAGGAACAACCUCCUUUUGAGAAGAAGCAGUUUGUGAUGUGGGUCAAGAAGUAUAUUAAAAAUUUGACCCCCAAGUUGGAGGGAGAGAAGCAAGAGCAAUUUAAGAAGAACAUUGAGGGUGCAACCAAGUACCUGCUCCCAAAACUUAAGGACCUUCAGUUCUUUGUUGGUGAGAGCAUGCAUGACGAUGGAUGCUUGGUAUUCGCUUACUACAAGGAUGGAUGCGCUGACCCGACUUUCCUCUACUUUGCCCAUGGAUUGAAGGAGGUCAAGUGCUAAGAGGUUGAGUUUGUGGCUUCAAAGUAGAAGAAGGGUGUUGCUACCCACUCUAUUAGUUUCUUUUGUUGCUUGUUCUAUCUUAUAAGCUUUUUUGUUCUUUUAGUACUUCUCCGUUCUAGUCCCAAGUGUUGUUUCAGUGACUAUUUUUUAAUAAAACUCGGUUAUUGAUAUGUAUUGGUGCUUUUGGUCGAAAGAGUUGAAGAUUUAUUAGCAGAACAUCUAAUUGUCCUCAUAAUUUAUGAAAAAUUAUCUUUGAAUGCAAA